This is a messenger RNA of Osmerus eperlanus (European smelt), 1014 nucleotides long. RefSeq names its product histamine N-methyltransferase-like. Lineage: Eukaryota; Metazoa; Chordata; Actinopteri; Osmeriformes; Osmeridae. The transcript is spliced from 6 exons. Gene Ontology annotation, molecular function: N-methyltransferase activity. The record is from RefSeq and is a predicted model, not a curated record. Bases 111 to 992 code for a protein of 293 amino acids.
GACGCGGAGCCUGAACGGAGGUACGAAUAUGAAUGUCUGUUGAAUCUCGAAUAUGAAACUGAUUUCACCUCGGUAUACGCCCUACCUGCCAAGUGGUAAGGAAAUUCACCAUGGCAUCUUUAAGGAGUCUGGUUGAAGACGACAGCAGGUAUCAGAAAUCUUUUCAGCUGUUUCUGGAUCGCUCCUCCGAGCACCAGUGCAUGCAGGACUUUAUCCAUGGCGUACUCCCUGACAUACUGUCCAGCAUUGGAGAGGGUAAAAGACACCUGAAUGUCAUGGGAGUUGGGAGUGGGGCAGGUCAGAUUGACCUAGAGAUUUUCUCCCAGCUGCGUCUGAAGCACCCAGGGGUCAACGUCGAAAACGAGGUGGUGGAGCCCAGCGCCCAGCAACUGCACAACUACAAGGUACUUGUGUCAAAGACACCUAAAUUAGAUUAUAUCAACUUCACCUGGAAUAAGAUGACUGCCUUUGAGUUUGAGAAACACUGGAGGGAGAACAACAGGACAGAGAAGAUAGACUUUCUUCACAUGAUACAAAUGCUGUACUAUGUGAAGGAUCCUGGUGCCACCAUCUCCUUCUUCCACAGCCUCUUGAGCAAGAAUGGGAAACUUCUCAUAAUUCUUGUGUCAGGUACAAGUGGUUGGGGGAAGCUGUGGAGGACUUAUAGAGCACAGUUGUGUAACACUGAGAUCAGCCAAUGUGUGACUACGGCCGACAUCAAGAGCUUCCUGGACUCCAGAGGUCUCCGCUACCAAACCUAUGAGCUGCCCUCUCAGAUGGACAUCACAGAGUGCUUCACGGUGGGCGACGAGAAGGGAGAGCUGCUGCUGGAUUUCCUGACAGAGGUGUUGGACUUCAGCAGGACAGCUCCCCCCGAGCUGAGAGCCGGAGUGGUAGAUCUUCUGCAUCACCCUGACUGCAGCACCCAGUCAGACGGGAGGGUCCUGUUCAACAACAACCUAGAAGUGGUGGUUGUCGACCCUCUGACUUAAAUGUAGGAACUCCCUGCCUGCU